CCUUAAACUAUAAGUGUGGAAACGAACUGAUCCACUUUUUGCGAGACUUGUGCGUGUGCUGAAUAUGCCUCCACCGACAGCAGUGAAAUUACAGAUGUUGAGUAUGAUGAUGCUCUUUGUCGUGUCUUUCGCCUGGGCCUACCACGAAAUACCCAAGUAUCAGCACCGAGACCCGGUGACAUCUAAGGUGCUUCUUUGUGACCAGUGUCCACCCGGCACGGCUGUGGAGCGCCACUGCAGCGCAGAGGAACCUACUGUUUGUGCCCCCUGUCCAGAGAAACGCUUUGCAGAACAGUGGCACUGGGGAGACAGCUGUCAGCAUUGUAUGUCUGUCUGCAAGGAAAGACAGAUUGUACAGAGGGAGUGUAACAGCACUCAUGACAGGCUCUGCGAGUGUAUUCACGGGUAUCACCUGGUUGUGGAAUUUUGCGUCCGACACACCACCUGCCCGCCUGGCUCUGGAGUCGUAGUACAGGGCACACCAGAGAGGGACACGGUGUGUGAGAAGUGUCCUCAGGGUUAUUUCUCCAGCACAUCCUCAUCUAUAGAGCCCUGCUUGCCCCACAGGGACUGCACUCGAAUGGGUCUGAAGACCCUCAGAGCAGGCACAGCAACCCAGGACACACUGUGUGAGACUGAGAGUAAAGACUUCACCUUUGACUGCUCCCAUCAGCACACAGAGUGUCAAACUGACAUCACUCUAUGUGAGGAAGCCAUUUUUCAUUUCCUUGCAUCUCCUCCUUUGGCCUCGGUCCCUGUGGAGCAUCUGUCUGAGAGUCUUCCAGGACGCAAGGUGGACUGGAAGAGUGUAGAGAAGCUGAAGAAGAGCUGCAGCCCUCAGCAGCAGAUGCUACACCUGCUCCGCCUUUGGAGAGAACAAAAUAAAGACCAAGACAAAUUCUUCAGCAUCAUUCAAGGUGUGAACCAUUGUGAGCGGAAAGUAUCGCGCUGUGCCAGCGUGAAGAACCUCACCCUGGGAGACCUGUUGGUCUUGAUGGAGAGUUUACCUGGUGAGAAGGUGAGCGAGGAGGACAUACGAGCCAUGGUCCGCUCCUGCCCCUCAGAACGAUACAUCCUGCAGCUCCUCCACUUGUGGAAAAUUCAGAAUGGAAGUCACGACCUGUCCAAAGCAUUAGCCCACAGCAUCCGCAAACUACGCUUGAAAGGUGCCCGUCGACCCCUCCUCAAAACUCUGAAGAGGAUCAGUCGAAUUAUUAGUGCGUCGUCUAUACACCGAAUGUAUGAAAAGAUGAUUGUCAACAUGCUCCAGGACAGCAUGUGCUUCAAAACCAAACUGUACAAUGAUUAAUUAAACAGUAUAUGGCCAAAAGUAUGUGGACACCCAAACACCACAACCAUUUGUGCAGCCAUAUGUGUUGAACAUUCCAUUUCGAAUCCAUGGCCAUUAAUAGAGAGUUUGUGUUCUCUAAAAGCUUCCACUCUUCUGUGUAGGCUUGACACUAGAUGUUGAAACAUAAAUGCAGGGAUUUAAUCCCAUUCAGACACAAUAGCUCUAGGUGUAAAAUCUUUCAGCGGUCAGUGUGACCUGCACAUUGGACCUGUCACAGCCACAGGCAGCUACCAGAAACAAUUUAAAACCGGUGCCGCUGUAUUCUUGCUUCAAAUUAGCGUGAGUAGUGCAUCACUUCAAAAGCAAAUAGAUCCCAUAAAUAAUCAAUGACGUCUAAACUGGAAGAGUCUGUUGCGGCACACUGACAAAAAAAUUAAAAUAAUGGCAGAAGAUUAUGGUAUUACCGUGGAAAGUGACUGAAGGCCACCCCUGUCAUGGAAAGAUUUUAACUCCUCACAACAAGAGCAUGGGGUGAUAGGGUCUGACUUGCAAUCAGCAUUGCAAUCAGUUGCGUAACUACAGGCAGUGCGGGGUGUGCAGCCGCACUUGGUCCAGGGGUAAAAGGGUGGGCCCGUGACAGACGCGGAAGAGAUUGUUAAAACGGCCAUGGGCCAGAUUGGCAAUGAAAACAGCCGAAGGGGGAAAAGUUCUAUUGAAUACAAUCAUAACACUGUACAAUUAGGUGCAACAGUGAGGAAAAACGUUAUGAAAAUGAAGAGGAGAAGAAGCUGCACCACUGUGUAGCAAGCAAGCUAAUUGGAGCGAUGGCAGGCUUCUCAGUCUUACAGCCUCUAUAUGGUUAGGAUUAGGGAGGAGGGCAGGUUUAGGGCCUCUGCUGUCUGCCAGGAACAAUUCCAGGCAUAUUUGUACAAUGGGCGGUAAUUGGCUGUAUGCUAAGCUAAUAGGCUAACCAUUUAGAUUGUGAGCUAACUAGAGAAAACAGAACAGAUGCAUUUUUAUUUUCCCCAUAUAUAUCUUCAAUUUUAAUAUGAUGUAUGACAUAUAAUUUAAAAGUUGUUGUUUUUCAUAUUUACAGUUGAAGUCAGAAGUUUAUAUACACUAAGGUUGAAGUCAUUAAAAUGUUUUUUUUUUUUUUUUAACCACUCCACAUAUGAAAUAUUACCUAACUAUUGUUUUGAAAAGUAAUUUAGGACAUCUACUUUGUGCAUGACACAAGUAAUUUUUACAACAAUUGUUUACAGACAGAUUGUUUCACUUUUAUUUGACUAUAUCACAAUUCAAGUUUACAUAUGCUAAGUUAACUGUGCCUUUAAGCAGCUUGGAAAAUUCCAAAAAGUGAUGUCAAGCCUUUAGACUAUUAGCCAAUUAGCUUCUGAUAGGAGGUGUACCUGUGGAUUUAUUUUAAGUCCUACCUUCAAAAUCAGUGCCUCUUUGCUUGACAUCACGGGAAAAUCAAAAGUAAUCAGCCAAGACCUCAGAAAGAAUUGUGGACCUCCACAAGUCUGGUUCAUUCUUGGGAGCAAUUUCCAAACACCUGAAGGUACCACGUUCAUCUGAACAAACAAUAGUAUGCAAGUAUAAACACCAUGGGACCAUGCAGUCACUAUACCACUCAGGAUGGAGAUGCAUUCUGUCUCCUAGAGAUGAACGUAGUUUGGUGCAAAAAGUGCAAAUCUAUGCCAGAACAACAGCAAAGGACCUUGGAAGAUGCUGGACGAAACAAGUAGACAACUAUCUAUAUUCACAGUAAAACGAGACCUAUAUCGACAUAACCUGAAAGGCUGCUCAGCAAGGAAGAAUCCACUGCUCCAAACUCGCCAUGAAAAAGCCAGACUAUAGUUUGCAGAUGCACAUGGGGACAAAGAUCUUACAUUUUGGAGAAAUUUCUUCUGGUCUGAUGAGACAAAAAUUGAACAUAAUGACCAUCGUUAUGUUUGGAGGAAAAAGGGUGAGGCUUGCAAGCCGAAGAACACCAUACCAGCUGUGAAGCAUGGGGGUGGCAGCAUCAUUUUGUGAUGGUGCUUUGCUGCAGGACUGGUGCACUUAACAAAAUAGAUGGCAUCAUGAGGAAGGAAAAUUAUGAGGAUAUAUUGAAGCAACAUCUCAAGACAUCAGCCAUGAAGUUAAAGCUCGGUCGCAAAUGGGUCUUCCAAAUGGACAAUGACUCCAAGCAUACCUCCAAAGUUGUGGCAAAAUGGCUUAAGGACAACAAAGUCAAGGUUUUGGAGUAGCCAUCACAAAGCCCUGACCUCAAUCUGAUAAAAAUUUUGUGGGCAGAACUAAAAAAGCAUGUGCAAGGCGGCCUACAAACCUGACUCAGUUACACCAGUUCUGUCUGGAGGAAUGGGCCAAAAUUCCAGCAGCUUAUUGUGAGAAGCUUGUGGAAGGCUACCCAAAACGUUUGACCCAAGUUAAACAAUUUAAAGGCAAUGAUACCAAAUGCUAACCAAGUGUAUGUAAACUUCUGACCCACUGGGAAUGUGAUGAUAGAAAUAAAAGCUGAAAUAAAUAAUUCUCUCUACUAUUAUUCUGAUAUUUCACAUUCUUAAAAUACAGUAGUGAUCCUAACUUACCUAAGACAGGGGAUGUUUUCUACGAUUAAAUGUCACGAAUUUUCAAAAACUGAGUUUAUAUGUAUUUGGCUAAGGUGUAUGUAAAGUUCUGACUUCAACUGUACAUAGUUAAGACAACAUGAAUUAUACAGUGAUUGCAUAGGAUUUUAAAAGUUAUUUCAGCCAAUAGAAUCGCUUUGUGAUCUGAGGCGGUGUUACUUGGAGUGGGUGUAUUGUGUUGUGAAUAUUCCUUGUCGUCUUGCAGGACACAAACAGAUACACUUGCAAAGUUGAAAGCACACAAUUCUCUAGAAUGUCAUUAUAUGCUGUAGCAAGCAUUAAGAUUUGUCUUCACUGAAAUUAAAGGACCUAGCAAAACUCGUUAAUUAGAUGGGGGAGUCCACAUACUUUUGGCUAUAUAAACAUAUUAAAGGAUGACUGAAAGAAGAGUUAUUUAAAUUAAAAGAAGUUGUAAAUAGUAUUGUUUUUGGACUAAUAAUGAG
This is a messenger RNA of Myxocyprinus asiaticus (Chinese sucker), 4367 nucleotides long. Its product is annotated as tumor necrosis factor receptor superfamily member 11B-like. Gene Ontology annotation, molecular function: protein binding. Lineage: Eukaryota; Metazoa; Chordata; Actinopteri; Cypriniformes; Catostomidae. The transcript is spliced from 5 exons. The record is from RefSeq and is a predicted model, not a curated record. Bases 65 to 1309 code for a protein of 414 amino acids.